AUGAAGCAGAAACACAAACCGGCCACUAGACCCUCAGGUGGAGGACACUGGCUGACUGGUUCAUCUUCAGCAGUAGAGUCAGCAGGCAAUCAAGGUCCUCCUUCAACCAACCAAAGUAUUUCUGAACAAAAAGUCCAGACCUUGUAAGGACUUCCUCUAUGACACCGACAGCUAGGUGUAGAACUUGACAUGUUCUCCAGACAAACAUGCCCUCAUAAUGACAGUCCUCCUUUCAUGGGUCCAUCUCUAAUCGAUCUUGAAAACUGUGACUUUCUUCCCUCCUCUUUUAUUCUCCCUCUUUUUCUCUCCAGGUUUACUCCAGGCCUCUGAGUACAUAAUGUCUGUCAACAGCACUACCUUCACCAACCACGCCCUACCUCCUCAAACCUCCAACUCCUCUAUCACUCAAGGUUUAACAUGUUUUCAUUCAAGGCAAGCAAUCUUUGGUGUGUCUGCUCUUUUCUGCGCCCACCUCAGCCUCCUUCCCGUCUUCAUCCUCGUCUUCUACGUGGGUUACCGAGGCAAGAGGGGGCAGCACUCCGUCUCCAGUCCCUCUGACCUCUUCACCUAUCAUGCUGUUGCUCUGCAGCUCAAUGAAUUCCUCGGGUUCAUCAUGUUUUGUUGGGGUAGCUUCCAGUAUCUUAUAAUAAUACAGCUGUUUGGGCUCAACGUGACAAACAUAGCAGUCAUGGGGAAGGACCUGUUUCACCUCCUGACCUGUGUGGAGCGCUAUCUGGCUGUUGUCCAUCCCAUCUUUUAUCGCAGACUGAAACAGCGCAAUGGUGUCAGGAUUACAAACAUCAGCAUUGCAUGUGCUUGGGUUCUCAGCUUUACAACUUUAGUCCCAGUUCGUGAAAGCAGCACGGAUUUGAGGUUUAUCCUGAUAUUCAUUCUAACAACCUUAUUCUUGGCCUCCACCUCUUUUUGUAGCAUUUCUGUCCUAUGUACCCUAAAGCACCAGGGGCCAGGAAAAAUGGGUGGAAACAGGGAGCGGGUUGACCAAUCAAAGCAGAGGGCUUUCAACAUCAUCAUGGCUAUAACAGGAGCACUGUUGUUAAAGUUUGGAGGUGGUCUGGUGGUCUAUGUGAUGUUCAAGAGCAGAUUGUUCAGUGAUGGCUGCGCAUCAAUGCUGUUAAUCUGCUGGUUAGAUUUGCCCAGUACUCUGGUGUUACCUCUGCUGUUUCUACACCGCGCAGGAAAAUUACAGUGUGGGAAACAAGCUGCUGGAUAA
Xyrichtys novacula (pearly razorfish) is the source of this 1231-nucleotide messenger RNA. Lineage: Eukaryota; Metazoa; Chordata; Actinopteri; Labriformes; Labridae. The record is from the annotation of a GenBank genome assembly.